UGUAAUAAUUUAUUUAAUAGAUGCUCUGGAUUUGGAUUCCUCAAUGCCCAUAGCCAUGACUGCAACACCUCAUAGACGCAUAAAUUCGAAAAGCGCACAACAAGCAGCAAAUUUUGCUAAAAGUUUACCUAUUGAAAUAGCUAACUCUCCCAUAACUGUGGGACGUAGUUAUAUGGCAACUUUAGAAUCGGAUGAAGAAGAACUUGACAAUAAUGUCGAUAUAGCGGCCAGCAUUAAAGCUUUAGCUAAAAGUGUUCAUGGUGAGGCGGUGUUUGGUGAUUUACCCAGACCUCGUUUGCGUUCACAAAUUUAGAAAGAAGUAGAAGAAGAAAGAAACAAACUCUUAAUGUUUCUUCUGAUAUAUUAUUAUUAUUUUUUUUUGUAAUAAUUGUCUAUUUAAUAUUGACUUCAAUAAGAAGAUUUUUAUACAUUUUUUUUUUUGAUUUAUAUAAUUUUUUUCAUACAUACUGACGCUAUUUCAGCAACAAAAUAUUAGUUUUAAGUUUUUUCUUAUUUUUUUUCUAAAAAAC
Messenger RNA from Lucilia cuprina (Australian sheep blowfly), 530 nucleotides. RefSeq lists its product as uncharacterized. The transcript is spliced from 2 exons. The record is from RefSeq and is a predicted model, not a curated record. The coding region runs from base 44 to 313 and encodes 89 amino acids. Gene Ontology annotation, biological process: negative regulation of TOR signaling; neurotrophin TRK receptor signaling pathway; negative regulation of protein kinase activity. Gene Ontology annotation, cellular component: cytoplasm. Lineage: Eukaryota; Metazoa; Arthropoda; Insecta; Diptera; Calliphoridae.